CAGAGCUUGCGGACCGAGGCUCAGACAAAGGCGCUGAGGGCUGCUUUCGCUCUCCUGCAGCAUCCACACCCACCCAUCAAGACCGCGGCGAGCCUGGUUUUCCAAUCCCUCCAGAACUCACCAGCACUACUCUUCCUCACCACCAUCAGGACCCCUCCUGGACCACGGUCACCAUGGAGCUGGACUUCGGCCACUUCGACGAGCGGGACAAGGCCUCCCGUACCCCACGGGGGAGCCGCAUGAACGGGCUGCCCAGCCCCACGCACAGUGCUCACUGCAGCUUCUACAGGACACGCACGCUGCAGGCGCUCACCAACGAGAAGAAGGCCAAGAAGGUGCGCUUCUACCGCAACGGCGACCGCUACUUCAAGGGCAUCGUGUACGCGGUGGCCACCGACCGCUUCCGCACCUUCGACGCGCUGCUCGCCGACCUGACUCGCUCCCUCUCCGACCACAUCAACCUGCCGCAGGGGGUGCGCUUCAUCUUCACCAUCGAUGGCUCCCGCAAGAUCAUGUCCAUGGACGAGCUGGAGGAAGGUGAGAGCUACGUCUGUGCCUCCGAGAACUACUACAAGAAGGUGGACUACACCAAGAACGUCAAUCCCAACUGGUCCGUCAACGUCAAGGCCUCAGCCAGCCAGAAGAACCUGCAAUCGAUGACCAGCUCCAAGAGCAACAGCGACUUCAAGGAGAGCAAGGAAUUUGUGCGGCCCAAGCUGGUGACGGUGAUGCGUAGCGGCGUGAAGCCGCGCAAGGCCGUGCGCGUGCUGCUUAACAAGAAGACGGCGCACUCCUUCGAGCAGGUGCUCAACGACAUCACCGAGGCCAUUAAGCUGGAGAGUGGCGUCGUCAAGAGGAUCUACACUCUGGACGGCAAGCAGGUCACCUGCCUGCAGGACUUCUUCGGAGACGACGACGUCUUCAUCGCCUGCGGCCCGGAGAAGUUCCGCUACGCCCAGGAUGACUUUUCGCUGGACGAGAACGAGUGCAGGGUGAUGAAGGGGAACACCAAAGGCGGUGCCCAGCGGAACUCCACCAAGAGUCCGGGACCGGCCCGCCGCAGCAAGUCGCCCACUGAAUCGACCAAUGGGACGGGUUCCAGCAGCCAGCUUUCCACCCCUAUCUCCAAGCAGUCUCCCAUCUCCACGCCAACCAGUCCUGGCAGCCUCCGCAAGCACAAGGAAUUGUACCUUCCCCUCUCCCUGGAUGAUGACGACUCCCUGGGAGACUCUAUGUAAUCUGGUAUUACCGCGGUCGCCCGCGCCCCCCUGUCCCAAAUACACACGACCCGCCAGUCGCAGAGGUAUCUUUGGUGCUCAUCAUUCCUGAUUCCCCGACACCCCCAUGACUCACCUCCUGAACCCCACCCCUCGAUAAACGCUAUCCUUGCCUAGCCUCUGUUAAUACUGGCAUGUUCUUUCUUUGUUUAAAAAAAAAUCCAUCAUAAAGCCUUUUUUUACCUUUAUGACUCACGGUUUUUAUUUUGUACCGUGUGUGUAUGCCGGGCAUAUGCACUGGUGACGUUAACGCGGGACUCCCCGCUCGUUCCGCACGCUGAAAACAUCAGCGUGGAUUCAAAACAAAACAUAUUGAAACACAGUGGUCACGUUUUUGUCUUUGCAGUUCUUUUGCUGGAAAACUUUUUUUUUUUAUGUAUUUUCUGAAUGAUUAGAUAAACCUGGUUUCGGUCUGGAUCUUGCGAGUCACAGCUGGAGUUUUUUAAUAGUGAACUUACUUCGGUUAUGGGGGGAUGUAGUUACCCAGGGCUGGCUUAAGGUGUCGCUGUCUACACGUCCACUAAGUGCUAAGACACCAUCAGCCUCAAGCUAAUAGCUGAUUUUAUUUCUUUCUUCACAAAGUUACCUCCCUUCUGGAACGUUCUAGGUAUAUUAAAAAACUUUACGUGUUGCCACUUGAGAGGAAGAAGACGUACCAUACGGGCGUUUAUCAGCACAUCGUCCCUUUCCUAGCUUGCACGGAAAAACAGGCACUCCUCGGUGCGGUGGCAGCCCGCCUGGCAUCCCCGUUAUAUCCCACAUAAACAACCCCCGAGGUCUGUCUAACGUGCAAAACGCUCCGUGAAGCGAAUGUCUCUGGAAAUCUUGUUUUUUUUUUUUUGCAUUCUUUUUUUAAGUACCUUUGACCUGUAGUUGUUAUUAGCGCGCUAGCUCUCUCCACCACAUGACCUUCGUCGAACGCCGGUUAGAAUGGGCCGAGCUGUCGACGCGGCCCCUCACCUAUAGUGGUGCCUUUUUUCGAUGUUUGUUUUGUCUUUUGAUAAGUAAUAAACAGGCGUGUCAGGCCUUCUUUUCUGAUGACUAGUUUCUUGGUGUUUUUACGUCCGGCACUGCGGUCAUCCUUGCCUUGUGUCGAAGUUGAUUCCCCCCACGGCCGUCUUGUGACAUGGCACCUCUUUGCUUGGUUCAGUGCCCGAUUCUGUAUAUAACUCCCUCUGCUGCGUACAUAUUCUGCUGAAUGUCAAGUGAACCCCCUGUCCUUUGCAGCAUAUGUCCGUUUUUUUUUUU
Molecule: messenger RNA, 2525 nt
Organism: Brienomyrus brachyistius
Lineage: Eukaryota; Metazoa; Chordata; Actinopteri; Osteoglossiformes; Mormyridae
Product: neuronal migration protein doublecortin-like
Biological process (GO): intracellular signal transduction; axoneme assembly; photoreceptor cell development
Cellular component (GO): axoneme
Source: RefSeq, a predicted model, not a curated record